AUGUCCAGAAGAGUACCUAACGGCGAACGUCGUAUUUCACCUACGCCUUCUGAACAGAGCUUCCAGACCACAGUUACGAAUCCCGCUUCAUUAUUUUCCAUAUCACAAGCUGAUGGAAUAUCAGAUUCUAUUAGCUUGGCGACAACUGCUGGUCACGAUGGCCUUAUUUGGGAGCGCCAUCCACGUGUUGCAAUGCCUGUCGGCUACACGAUGGUUAGAGCUCAACCGCCUGGAUUUUUGCACUCCAGCGUUUCAGGGCAGUCGCAGCAUCAGUCCGAAAUGGAUUUAUUUGAAUUUUUAAAAGAAGCACAAUUAGAGCAUUACUACACGGCGUUGACUACCCAUUUGAAGAUCCGAUCUGUGCAACAAAUCAAGUAUGUAGAAGAUUCCGACUUGUCGGAGCUCGGAUUUAGCCGCCCUGAACAGCGACGCCUUCGCAAGUACUUCAAGCGCGAAUGUCCACAAACAACAAUGGGGAAAUUGCGCAAACGUCUUUCUCGAUCCACUGUGGGUCGCGUCUCGGCCGGAUCGAAGUCCCGUGAUCAUCAAACUGACUCCGAAUUGAGCCCCUAUCAUCACUCGGUGCAAUCAAACAACGUAGACGAGGAUGCUUCGGAGUGGAAAACACCGAACUGGAAUGAGGACCGCGCAUUUCGAGCUUCUAUACGUUCAUCUCGUGCACCGACAAGAAACGAUCGCCCUGGUAGCGAUUCCCAUGGCUGUUUGGGGUUGGGCAAAACUCCGGUCUAUCGGAUUAUCGAUUCCGACCAAGUUGAACUCGGCACGAGUUUGGGCGAAGGCGAAUUCGGUCGAGUUUAUCAGGUUGCGGUUCCACCGAUGGAUUUACAGGAGACCUGUCCCAUUGAGAUGUAUCGGGUCAUGUAG
Messenger RNA from Echinostoma caproni, 885 nucleotides. NCBI's taxonomy places the organism in Eukaryota, Metazoa, Platyhelminthes, Trematoda, Plagiorchiida, Echinostomatidae. The record is from the annotation of a GenBank genome assembly.